Theobroma cacao (cacao) is the source of this 1878-nucleotide messenger RNA. Lineage: Eukaryota; Viridiplantae; Streptophyta; Magnoliopsida; Malvales; Malvaceae. The record is from RefSeq and is a predicted model, not a curated record.
AAGGGUAAUGAGUUCUCCAGUUGUGAACGCACGUAAUCUGCAUUGAUUUGGAUGAAAUGGGUUAUGCCCAUAUUUUAAAAUUGACAGCAAUGUAUCAAGCUCAAGUUAGCUAUCAUCUCAGUUUAAGUGAAAUUUUCUAUAAACCAACACAGUGAAUUUGAAAGUAUACUUGCCGAGAAGCAAAGGUGACUUUGUUUUAUAUGAGGAUCUGUUUUCUGCUUUGCAUCUGCCUUCAGUGAGAACGUUAAAGAAGCCAGCCAGUUCCUCUUGUUGCUUUCUCCAGACUAGGUGUCAAAGUCUCCAUCUGGGUAGGACUGUAUAAUGCUGGAACCGUAGGGAAAAAAAAGUGCCGUGCCGUAUUGGUAAGGAUGAUUCCUCAAGUGUUGGAGAAGUCGUCACAAACAUUCAGUGACGCAACUAACACGAAACAAAAUGAACUUUAUAUGGGGAAAAGAGUUGUUAAGGGCGUUGACUUGAGCAGCUUUGGAAAGCGAGGCUGCUUCUGGACUCUUGAUAGGGAGAAUAAAAGCAAGUCCUAGCAGAAAAAGACCUGCACAGAGGUCCACAAAAUUAAAAAGUAAUGCUGCAAUUUCCACAAUCUAGAGGGAUUUAUAGACUUGAUCAUUGAUCAGUUGGCCCCAAAAUAAAAGUCUUUAUUUUAAUUCGUAACUUCUCCAAGGAAGUUUCCUGCCCGCUUAACAAUCUUGACGGAAAAAGAUGGCUAAAACUUGGAAGCAACCAUUCAAGUCAUGUCGAAUGUCUUGCUUAAUGUUUCCUAGCAAAGGGGGUAAGCGUAAAGAGAGAAGAGUGAAGAAUCUUAUUUAAUUACUUAAGGGCCCGCUCAAUCCUCAUUGACUCGGUGGUCUUUCACGCUUCCGGUCCUUGUGCGUGCGUGCUGGACUCCUCCUUUACUUUGCCCUUUUUUAAACCAUUUUAAGUUCUCAUCUUUUCAUAUAUAUAACAUAAAGAACUCAGAAGAAAACUAAGCCUAAGCUAAGCAUUUACUAGCCUGGUCCUUCCGUCCACGUUUUUGGCAUUAUAGUGUAGUGCAAUGGAUACUUCCGUCUUCUUCAUUCUCCUUUUUUCUUUAGUUCUUUCAAGUACAGCGGCUUUUGAGUCCAGCUGCCCACCUGCAAAAUUUGGUCAUGGUGCUUUCGAUAUCAGGUUCCCUUUCAGACUAAAAACCCAUCAGCCCCAAAACUGUGGUGACCGAGGUUUUGAUCUUUUUUGCAGAAACAACUCCACCAUGAUCCACUUCCCAUCUUACGGUGACUUGGUUGUCAAAUCCAUUUCUUAUGAUACAAGGAAACUAAAUCUCCUUGACCCCAAAAAUUGUGUCCAUGAAGUUUUUCUAAACCUCAAUCUUUCCCUCACUCCAUUUGAUUACUACCAUGUCUUGAGGAACUAUACGUACUUCAAUUGUUCAGCUUCGCUUGGGCCCUCUGUCACCCAAGUCCCAUGUUUAAGUGGUCCUCAAAACCAUGUUUAUACUGUAGAAUCUCCUGUUCCCAUGCCAGAUUCUUGCAGGACAAUAAAAACUGUCGCAAUUCCAUUUGCAUACAGUUCUUAUCUUUCCGACAGCAGCUUCGGUCUCGGGCUAACUUGGGACUUGCCAGAACGUCAGUACUCCGGCUCCCAGUCUAAAACAGGAUGGUUCCAUUUAGCACCAAAAGAAGAUUUGUGCACCAGCAAACAUGAACUUGAUCAACUUCAUGUUUCCACCCUUAAUUCAUCACUUCAUCGUAUCUUAGUGACUCCUCCUUUCAAGCGUUUACUUUAGCAUUGAUAGUUGCCUUUUCUUCUCAGUUCAUAGGGCAGUAAGUUUUUGUUUAUUUAUUAUUAAUUUUUAUUUCUCCAUUGACGUUAGUACUAUUGUUG